Cherax quadricarinatus is the source of this 7320-nucleotide messenger RNA. NCBI's taxonomy places the organism in Eukaryota, Metazoa, Arthropoda, Malacostraca, Decapoda, Parastacidae. The record is from RefSeq and is a predicted model, not a curated record.
CAACAACAUGGCGGCCACCUGGGUGAUGUUUGUCUCACAUAUUUAGCCUCAGCCUGGGCUCUACAGCCCAGCUACAACAUGAAUAGAGGUUUAUGUUAUAGUAUAUGUGGCAGAUGCGAGGGAGAACGAGAGAAGGAUGAGAUUCCACACAGAAGUAGCAUAUUGGUAGAGCAGAAAACAGAGAAACAGUGUUGUCUUUAUCACAGAAAAUUCAGUAUACACACUGCCAAAUACUGUACUGAAAAGCUGCAAUACGUAAAGGAUUUGCUAAAACGAAAUCAUCUUCAUGAUAAGAAUUAUUGCUGAAGAAUAGUCUGUUGAUACAGCAUUCCAACACCAGUGGGUGGCACGACUCUGUAAUCUGAAUACAAAAUACAAGCGCUUCAAAAUCUAGUCACCAUGGAUCCUGCCUCUUUCAACAUGACAGCCUUUUGUGGCACUUCAGAUUUUAAUCCCUGGGAUAAGAAGAGACUCAACUUUGGUGUGUGCUUCCAGAAAGCUGUGAUUAUUGUGCCAGUUUUUGCUUUUCUGGCAGUCGUCUCGGCUUUCUUUAUGGGCAGAGAGUCUGCAUGGGUGGUCCGCAGACGCAAGCAGAUCCUGAUAAUUUACAUGAGGAUGGCAAUAAGUGUUCUCUCCCUUCUGAUGGUUAUUUUGGAGCCCAUUCUGCUCUUCUAUGUUGGCCACACCAACAUAUACUGGGUCGAUGGCCUCGUUAUUGGAGUCCAGACAGUGUCAUGGCUGGUUCAUCUGGGUUACCUCAAUUCAUUGCUGAGUCGGCUAAGUAUUGGCACCCGUGGCCCCACGAUUGUCAUCAUUGCCUGGCUGCUUACCUUCCUCUGUGCCAUUAACUUAGCAAGAACUGCUUGGUAUGACAUAAAUGGCAUGUCAAAAGUCACCGAAAAUAUUUCAAGAUACAUGGCUUUAACUCAGCUAUGUUUGCAGAUUUUGUAUCUGUUUACACUGUUCCCAAAAGGGAGUGCAGGAGUGUCCCAUUACCAAGAGUUGUACAAUGAAGCCACUGAGACCACCCCACUUAUGGAUACAUCUUAUAAUGACUACAGUCGUUUUCACGAAGCCGCUGACCCUUUCAACCUGGGUAUAGCGGAAGAGAGAGUCAACAUGCUGUCAUACAUAACCUUCCAUUGGGUAAAUGCCCUCAUGCAGAAGGGCAGCCUGGGUAACCUCCGCACCCAAGACGAUCUUCACGACCUUCCUGUACAAAUGCGUACAGAUGUUAUAGCCCAGAAGAUUCACAAAACUAUGAUGAUCAGCCAGCCAUUACCAAGUUAUGAAUCAGAGAGACCUCCUCAACAGAAGCACUUCUUCCUCAAAGCUCUCCACAAGUGUUUUGGCGUGCAGUUCUACAGUAUUGGUCUGGUGAAGCUGGCUGGUGAUUCUUUGAGCUUCUCAGGGCCUCUUCUGUUGCAUGAACUAGUCACCUUCAUCGAAAACAAGGACGAAGACAUCUUGAAAGGUUAUGCAUAUGCAGGAGGGCUGUGUGUGGUAGCCCUUAUAGCCACUUUCUGCAGUAUUCACUUCAACUACUUGCUGGCUAAGGUUAGCUUGCGUGUCCGCGCUGCUGUAAUCACUGUUUAUCGAAAGGUUCUUCAGGUCAACGCUGCUAACCUGAGCAAAUUUUCAACUGGCGAGGUGGUCAAUUUAAUGAGCACAGAUACAGACAGAAUCGUAAAUUUCUGCCAGUCUUUCCAUGCCUUAUGGAGUCUGCCUCUGCAGCUUGCCGUGACACUCUACCUGCUCUACCAGGAAAUUGGAAUUGCCUUCAUAUCGGGUGUCGCAGUGAUUAUUAUCCUAAUUCCCAUCAAUAAAUGGCUUGCCUCAAAAAUAGGUAAAUUAAGUGUGGAAAUGAUGGCAUUCAAGGACCGCCGUGUUGGCCUCAUGUCCGAGAUCCUGAGCAUGAUCAGGAUGGUGAAACUCAAUGCCUGGGAAGGAACAUUUAAACACCGUAUAAAUGAUGAGCGUUACGGUGAGGUGAAGGCUUUGGCCGGCCGCAAGUACCUGGAUGCUGCAUGUGUAUACUUUUGGGCUGCCACACCAGUCCUCAUACCCAUUGUUACCUUCACAGUGUACAUUGCUCUGGGCAACCCCUUAGAACCAGCACGUGUGUUCACAGCUGUGGCACUAUUCAACAUGCUAAUAAUGCCACUGAAUUCAUUCCCAUGGGUGAUCAAUGGGAUAGUAGAGGCCUGGGUCUCCCUCAAGCGUGUGGAGCGCCUCAUGCAGCUUCAAGAAUUAGAUUUGAUGAACUACUAUACAGUAGUGCCAGAGAUGGGCCACAAGGACUCGGAACUGCAAGUUCUCAUUAAAAACGGAGCCUUCACUUGGAAUGGUUCUGUUAACCAUGAGAACCAGGAAUACAGGUACUACCAGACAUCGGAUGGAGCCUACAGGAGUUCACCCACAGAAUCUGAUGAGUCUCUUAUUGAAUCUCACAGCGGGAGUGAUGAUCAAGACCAAGCAAUGCUACCUAUACUUAAAGCAGUCAACAUACAGCUCUCUAAGGGCCAAGUGGUGGCUAUUGUGGGUCGCGUUGGGUCAGGAAAGACGUCCAUCAUCAAUGCAUUACUGGCAGAAAUGGCCAAAUCUCAUGGAGUUGUGGCAGUGGCAGCACUUCACAAUGGUUUUGGCCUUGCAACACAACGUCCGUGGAUUCAAAAUGGAUCAAUCAAAGAUAAUAUUCUUUUUGGCAGCAGUUUAGACAUCAGUCGAUAUAGAACUGUGCUGUCAGUCUGUGCUUUGGAUGAGGAUCUCUGUGGUCUUCCUCUAAGAGACAACACACUCUGUGGUGAAAAUGGAUCAUCAUUAAGUGGUGGCCAGAAAGCUCGCGUUGCUUUGGCUCGUGCAGUCUACCAGAACAAAAGCAUUUACCUGCUUGAUGAUGUUUUGUCUGCCGUUGAUGGUCCAGUAGCCCAGCACAUCAUGCGACACUGUAUCCAUGGGUUCUUGGCAGGCAAAACAGUGUUGCUUGCCACUAACAAUGUCAAUCUCCUUACCAAGACUGACUGGAUCAUUAAUGUACAGAAUGGCACUGUUGAAUCUCAAGGACCUCCAGCAGUUAUUUUACCAAAGCUGCUGUCAGGCGAGGAACUGUCAGAUGACUGGUGGGACGAGGCAACAGAUCCUAAGUUAUCUGGAGCCAUCAAUCGCAGACUCUCGGUGGAUAUAUUUGCUACAGGAUAUGGAAGGAGCACCGAAUCAUCACAUAGGAGUGAUACUGAAGAAGAACGUGACUUUGGCGAGCUGAGCGGUGCAGUCUACUGGACUUACAUUUCAGCAGUGGGUGGAUUACUCGCGGUUGCAAUCUUUAUUGCCAUUAUACUAAUGCAGACCUCCCGCAACCUCACUGACAUGUGGCUGGCACACUGGGUGUCACAUGCCACUGCUGGAAAUAACUCUGGUUUGUCUUUGUUCGCUGAUGGUAGUAUAACUUCAUGGACAGAUACAGGAACUAAACCUCUUCCCUCAAAAUUAGCCGGGUCGAUUACGGAUAAUAUACACUGGUUUACUUCCAUCAACCCCAUGAAUCAGUUUCUGGCCGCACAAGGAUUAUCCAAGUCUGAUCCUUCCUCGAAUGUAGAUCCCAGCACCAAGUUCUACCUUACCGUUUAUGGUAUUUUGGCGGCUUCCAACUCUAUCUUUACAUUGAUGAGAGCUUUCCUCUUUGCCUAUGGGGGUAUCUGCGCUGCUAAAUUCCUCCACAGACAACUUCUGGAUGCUGUUCUUUAUGCCAAGAUUUCAUUCUUCGAUAACAACCCAAUGGGUCGCAUCCUCAACCGAUUUUCGUCUGAUCUCUACACAGUAGAUGACUCUCUACCCUUCCAGAUGAACAUAUUCUUUUCCCAGGUUUUUGGAUUAAUAGGUUCCGUAGUGGUGACUAUAUAUGGUAUGCCAUGGAUUACAUUGUUGUACAUUCCACUGGCCUUUCUGUAUUACACCAUCCAAAACUAUUACCGUCAUACUUCUCGGGAUCUGAAGAGGCUUCAUGCCGUUUCCCUCUCACCCUUGUAUGCACACUUCACUGAAACACUGCAGGGUCUUCCUGUAAUUCGUGCCAUGAGAGCUGUGCAUAGAUUCAGCGUAAGAGCAGAUAAUCUUCUGGAGGUGAGCCAGCGUGCGCAGUUUGAUAUCCAGAUUGCCUCACAGUGGCUGAACUUAAGACUACAGCUGAUUGGACUCUCCAUGUUGGCAGGGGUGUCAGUUCUUGCCCUCCUUCAGCACAACUUUGGAGUUGUUGAUGCAAGCCUGGUUGGUUUGGUGAUAUCUUAUGCCCUGACGGUGAGCAGCUUUCUUAAUAACGUUGUCGGGUCACUCACUGAAACAGAACGAGAACUGGUUAGUGUAGAGCGAGUCCACCAAUAUCUGAAGGGUACGGAACCAGAGCGACGGGAAGGCACCAUCCUUCCACCACUUGGUUGGCCGAGUCAUGGCUUGAUCAGGUUCCACAACGUCUACUUGAGAUAUCAGUCCCAUAACCCAUAUGCACUCAAAAAAGUGAACUUUGAAAUUGGUACAUCAGAGAAGGUUGGAAUAAUAGGUCGAACUGGAGCUGGGAAGAGCUCCAUAUUUGUGGCAUUAUUCCGUUUGGUGGAGCUGAGCCGGGGACACAUCUUCGUGGAUAAUGUGGACAUCUCAAAAUUGAGCCUUAAAAAAUUAAGAUCCAUCAUGGCCAUAGUAACCCAAGACUCAUUCCUGUUUAGCGGAACCGUCCGAGAGAAUUUAGAUCCCUGUGGGGAUUCCUUAGAUACUCAGAUAUGGCAUGCCAUACAGUUGUGUCAUCUAACAACGCUGGUGCAAAACAUGGGUGGAUUAGAGGCUCGCAUAGAAGAAGCAGGACGAGCAAUGUCAUCAGGGGAGAGACAGCUGUUCUGCCUGGCCCGGGCGCUACUCUGCCGCACCAAGAUUGUUUGUAUAGAUGAAGGGACCUCACAGCUGGACAAUGAAACUGAUGAGCAGAUUCAACAAACUAUCCGUAGUGCCUUCCGUAACAAGACAGUUUUGAUCAUUGCUCAUCGUGUACACACUGUCCGUGACUGUGAUACAAUUUUAGUGAUGAGUGAUGGAGAGAUAGUGGAAUGUGGACCCCCAACAGAACUGCUGUCUGAUAGAAGCUCGAUGUUCUACUCAAUCGUUCAGUCACAGUGAGACCUGCUAACUGAAAAAUUAAAUAAAAUUUGUGCUUAAGUAUAAGAGCAGACAAAAUUUUAAUAAAUUUUGUAUGAGGAUACAUAUGUUACAUUAUCCUUUACAAAAUUCAUUGCAAAAUAGGAGUGCCAAACCAUCCUGAACACAAGCACGUGGUAUGGGACUUUUGAUGGUUUGGCAGUCAGAUGUCUGAAGCAAGUCAUUUACUGUGUGAAAUGUAAGUGACAUCAAUCUCUUCACCUUGUGCUCAAGUGGGAAUAAUGAAAAACAAAAUUAUAAAUAAAAUUCAGAAUUACAGUAUAUUCGUAUGUAAAAUAACAUUGUAUGGUAAUUUACAGCCGACUUUUAAUAAGUUUUCAUUCUUUGAAUGAACAACUUUGAUCAGUAGGCUCUGCAAUAUUGAAUAUUUCUUGAGCCUCUGAAUUCUUUUAUGUUAUUUUCAGUAAAUAUUGUUUUAUGUUGCUAUUAACAAUUGUGACAUUAAUUACUCUAGUGUAUUUAUUGAUGAUAAUUGCUUUUAUUUAUGGUUUAUUAUUUUCUGUUGAUAGUUGCUUGUACUGUUUAAUAUUUCAUGAGGACCCAGAUAUAUUUGUUUAGAUGAGUAAAGGUAACAACUAGACAUAUGGAAAUCUCACACUGUUGUGAACAUGGUGUUGUGUGGAUACACUGCCACUGAACCACCAGCUGUUCAAACAUUACCCUUAUGGGUUUAGUGCUUGGUUAUAAUUAUAUAUGGUGUCCAAACGUUCUGAAUGCAGACUAAUAAAAGAUCUGGCUUGGAUUUUUGGUGGUACAGUGGUAGCAUCUCUGCCUCCCAUGUGAGCACAGUACGUUACUUACCGUUCAGUUGCACAUUCAGAUUAAAUUGAAGUGAAUACUGCCAAUGUAUACACGCCAGGUCUUGAGUUACUCAAUGAUACACGAUCAGGCCAAAAUUGUGGGCCUCAUUAAUAAAAGUGCAUAAAGUUAGCCAUUGCCCUUGAGCAAGCUAAUUUUGGGGGGGUUUUCUACAAAAAUAUGUAAGCUAUUAUUUAUUUUAUUUAUAGAUAUGAGUAAAUCAUAUUUUUUUUAUAUUAUCUAUAGCAUAGUGAAAUAUGCAAAACAGGUUCAGCUGCUUUGACUAAAAACCCAUGACAUUUCUAAGUUUGGGAGCAAGGGGCUAGUAACUCCUCCUGUAUAAAGAAAAACUUUCGUUUUUCUUUUUAAAUUUAAAAAGAAUUUAGUGGGAUACAGCUGUAUAGCCCUUGUGGCUUAGCGCUUCUUUUUGAUAAUAAUAAUAUUAUUAUUAUUAUAUCAAAAAGAAGCGCUAAGCCACAAGGGCUAUACAGCGCGAUAAUAAUAAUAAUAGUGGGAUACAGCUGGUUUAUUAGAAAAAAAUCUAAGUUUAUCACCUUGUGACAAACUCAUCAUUAUUAUUAUUAUAUUCAUAACCAUGUUGAUGAAUCUGCAUCAUUGGCAAUACUGUAGCAAUGUAAAAGAAUUAAGCAUUUUGAGAAUUUUUUUCCCAUUCCACCAAGCAUUUGUGCCAUGUGAAACUGUGUGUAACUAUAUCAUAGCAUAUGCUACUCACAUAAAUUAAAAGUUUCACUGUUACUCAGUAUUUAUUUCAUAACUGUAUUAAGUAAUAAUUGCCUUGACCUGCCAGUGAUAGUGUUACACUAUAUUAUGCUUGUAUUCUGUAUAAAAUACUGCAUAUAUUAAAUAAUUUAAAUUUAUCCCAGAGUAAAUGCGAGGAGCAUUUGUGGAUUUGGAAAAUCUAUUUAAGUGGAUCAGGGACCAAUGUGGCAGUGGUUGUAUAUAUCUAUAUAUAUAUAUUAUAGAUUAGGUUAUAAGUUGUUGAAAGCUGUAAAUUUUUUUAUUAAAGAUUUAAAGUUUAAUUUUUUUUUAAGGGAGGUUAACACUAUAUGACCCCUAAAUACCAAUGACUACUUGACUUCACUGAUUGCUGGCCUCAAGGUGAUCAUAAUCUUAUCUGUAAAUUGUAUUAACUACACCACCACUUAAGCAAGUGUAGUGGUUCCCAACUAACAUUUUUUGCACGACUCUUAUUUUAUUUAACAUGUCAAAAUAAAAUUUAAUUGUGGGCAGUGGCAGCACUGCAGCACCCCAUAUUUUAACGCAAUAUUAUCAAUAAUAUUGAAUAUAAUGAGUCUUUUUCUC